CUAGUUGAGACAGGGAGAGGUGACCCUGAUAUUGGCCUGAACUCCAGCAGGGACCACCCACAUCCGGGCCUCACCCCACUAAAGGACAAGGCUCUGGCAUCCCAAUAGCACUUCCUGGCCCUCUCCCCUGGUGUCCACAAAGCACCCUCCAACUUCAACAUGAUCAAGGAAGAGCAUGAUCUUUCUGGAAUGGGGGCACCCCAAGGAUCAGCUCCCAUGACGACCACUGUGAUUAACAUCCAGCCAGAGAUGAACGUGCCCGACUACAUCGUCUGGUCCAUGUUCAACACAGUCUACAUGAACUGGUGCUGCCUGGGUAUCGUGGCCUUUGCCUACUCCGUGAAGUCUAGGGACCGGAAGAUGGUGGGUGAUGUCACUGGGGCCCAGACUUAUGCCUCCACCGCCAAGUGCCUGAACAUCUGGGCCCUGGUCUUGGGCCUCCUUCUGAUCAUCAUGUUCAUGAUUCUUAAAUUCACUGGCACCUUGGUCUAGAAUAACCGCAAACAAAGAGGUUACCACUAGCUGCAUAUGGCCGAGGGCCAAGUCCUCCACCGUCCGCUGCCGGCCACGCUUCCCACGCUGCCCAGCUGCCGGUCCGGCCCUCAGCACCCACCCCUUUACCGUGUGUUUAAACAGACUUGCCUGACCACAACUGAAUGCAAUAAAGUACACUUGUGUGUGA
Messenger RNA from Suricata suricatta (meerkat), 682 nucleotides. Its product is annotated as interferon-induced transmembrane protein 3-like. Gene Ontology annotation, cellular component: plasma membrane. Gene Ontology annotation, biological process: host-mediated suppression of symbiont invasion; response to interferon-alpha; response to type II interferon. The record is from RefSeq and is a predicted model, not a curated record. The transcript is spliced from 2 exons. Bases 160 to 492 code for a protein of 110 amino acids. NCBI's taxonomy places the organism in Eukaryota, Metazoa, Chordata, Mammalia, Carnivora, Herpestidae.